AUGGCGAUACUACCCCAGAACAAAGGCCAAUUCGUGCCGAUCAAGGCAAGCCGCACUACGGCGCUUCUCCUCAUCGACAACCAGCUUGGGUUUCGCAAUGCCUCCGCAUGGGGCGACGGCGUCUCUACCCCAGACUAUGACAGCAACAUCACCGCAAUCUUGGCGGCGUUUCGCCGCGUAUUUGACUCAAAGCCCGAGGGCGAACGCCCGCUGAUUAUCCACGUUCAGCACAAGUCCGUGUGGACAGACAGCCCGAUGCAUCCCAGCCACGUCGGCCCAUACGGCGCCAACGGAGAGGAGAAGCGUGGCAUCGACUUUCUCGAGUUCGCGGCGCCUCGGCUCUUCCGCAAUGGAAAGCACGAACUGGUGUACACCUUUGACGAGCCAAGUGGUCUUCCGCCGCCAUCUCAGCAGCCGGCGCCUCCUCGUCCGCCGCCCGACGAGAUUAUCAUGACCAAGCACGGUCACAGUGUCUUCAUCAACACGCCGCUGGAAAUGCUGCUCAACAAAAGGGGCAUCAAGACGCUGCUGAUUGCGGGGAUGACGACGGACCUCUCGGUCAGCACGGCCGUGAGAAUGGCGCACAAUCUGGCGCUCGUCGGCAAAUGGGGCGGUAAGGGGAACAUGGAGGACGCCGCCGAAUCAGAGCUACAGACGGACGGCGUUGGCAUGUUUGUGAAGAUGCCCGCGGAUGCGAAGGAAGGCGAAAGAGGCGAGAAUGGCUAUCUUGUCUUGAUGCCGCGUAUAGUGCUCAUUGGGGAUGCGACGAGAGCGUUUGGAAAGGCCGGCGUUGAUGCUCAUACGGUGCAAACUGUGCACGUUGAGAGUUUGAAGGAGUUUUGCGAGGUGCGGACUACGUCGGAGAUUCUCGAUCUGUUUGAGUGA
Purpureocillium lilacinum is the source of this 885-nucleotide messenger RNA. RefSeq lists its product as uncharacterized. The record is from RefSeq and is a predicted model, not a curated record. NCBI's taxonomy places the organism in Eukaryota, Fungi, Ascomycota, Sordariomycetes, Hypocreales, Ophiocordycipitaceae.